Messenger RNA from Paramecium tetraurelia, 4239 nucleotides. RefSeq lists its product as uncharacterized. The transcript has 4 exons. NCBI's taxonomy places the organism in Eukaryota, Ciliophora, Oligohymenophorea, Peniculida, Parameciidae. Gene Ontology annotation, molecular function: zinc ion binding. The record is from RefSeq and is a predicted model, not a curated record.
AUGAUGUCAAUGGAAACAAUCGAAUCAGAAUUGUAAAGUCUCUACAAUAAUAAUCAACAACAAGUAGAAAUGGAGUAAUUGUACAAUCUUUUGAUUUCAAAGAAAUCUUUAUAAUUAUAAGAUCAUAAAUAAAAAGUACAUUCUGUAUGUGGAGCUCAUAUUCCAAAAGGAGAGUUGAGUUUUCAAUGUUUUGAUUGCUCUGGAGACACUCAUCAUAUGAUUUGCGUCAAAUGCUUUGAUAUUAACAAACACAUAAAUCAUAAAUUUGUUCUUAAGGACACUAGUGGAUGUUGUGACUGCGGAGAUAUUAAUUCUCUUAAAUUAGGAAUUUGUGAUCAUCAUCAGGGUCAUGCUCAUAUAAAUAAAGAAGAAAUUCUAUCAUAAAUACCUGAUGAGAUCCAAAAUAAUACUUAAAUGCUUAUUAAAUGUCUCAAUAAUAUCUUAAAUUAGCUAUACCUUGAAAUUCAACCUAAGACUUUCAUCCUUCCAACUUAUGUUAAGAUUUAUGAUAUUGCUGUUAGAUGGAACUUGAAAAAAAUAUAAGAGGCCAUUGGUAUAUAGGACUAUUAUGUAAGCUUUUGCAAAGCACUUUAUUUUCAUCAGCUAUUAAUUAAAUUUAUAUCUUGGUUUAUAGAAGUUGAUCAUAAGAAUAUCUUUUUGAUCACUACUAUUUUAUAACAAAUUGAUACGAAUUCCAAACAAUUAAUAUUGCAAGACAUUUUUGAAAGAUAAUUAGUUUUAGAAUCAUUAGGACCUUAUAAAGGAGAAUAAAUAGUAUAAAUUUUUUAUGCUUUUCAUGCUGACGAUUAAUUUAAAUAGCUAACACACUUAAUUUUUAUGAAUAAUUUUCACAAAUUUCAUAAAUUUUACUAACUAAAUUAAGAUGUCUUCAAUAAGUUAAAAAUUAUACAUGAGAAAUUAGAAAAUUGUGAUAAAGGGAAAAAUGUCGUUACUCUAAAGGCAACAGAAUAUAACGAAUCACAAGAAAUUCUUUCUUUGCAAAAACAUCAAUUAGAAAACGAGAAGAACUUUGUUUAUUUAUACAUAACAUUAUUUAGAGGUCAACAUACACAAUUUUGUCCUUAAGAAACGAUAGAAACCUUUUUAAAUCCUAAAAUUUGUUCUCCUUAUCUACAAAGCCUUAUUUUGAGUCAAUAACUAUAUUUUUAAAAUGUUGAGUAUAGUUAAGAUUUUUCAUAUUUACAUUUAAAUCUAUUAACAUUUAGAAUUGAAAUCAAAUGGUUUAAGUAUGCUAUCAUGAACUCAUUCAAAUAAAUUUUAGAUGAUAAAUUUGAUUCGUUUUAAAUGACAAUCAUUUCCGAAAAGGAUUAUGAGGAUUUUUAAUAAAGGCAAUUUUUCUUAACAUAAUUGCUCCAUUCCUAUAAUAAUGUUAAAAAGGAAACGAGGAGAUUCAAAUUCGAUAAACUUGUUGUUUAAUAAAAUGAUCUAAUUACAGUUGCUAUUCUUAUUAAUUAUAUCUCACUUCAACUUAAGAUAUUUAAUAGUAUGCUUAAAAGCUUGAGAAGUCUGAUGCCCAAACAGAUUGGAAAAAGAAAUCUAUCAAGAAUAAUUUUGUAUCAAUGUUAUUUACAAUUAAUCUAAGACAUGGAAAAUUAUAGAAAUUUUGAAUAAAUUGAUGAUUUCUAUUCAGAUUACAUAAACACUGAGGCCUUUCCAUAAAAGUAGAAAGAAGUAUAUGAUGCAUAUCUGCUAUUAAGUCUAAAACUUUUGAAAAGACCCAUAGUUACAAAUCUAAUUUUUAUUGAAAUGUUAAUUCUUGAGUAUUUUGAUGGUUAAUUUGUUGAUAAAUAAGGAUUUCUAAAACAUUUGAUGUAAGUUCUUAGAAUAGAAUGCUUGAAGGAUUUAAAGAAAUUGUUUAAUUAUUUACUAAUUGAAUGCCUUUAAAAUUUUAUUUCUUUUAAUUUUGAUUCAUAAAAGAAAUUAUAUUUUAAAUAUUCAAAUAUAAAUAACUAACUGGAAUCUAUUGAUCUUGCUUUCAUAAAGUUAUUCCUAUUUUUAUUUUAGCAGGAUGGAUUAUUGAUUUUAGAUGAUGUAUUUUAAAACUUCAGAAUUCCUAUUUAAAUUGUAGCAUCUUAAAUUUAUAAUUCCAUUUUAUUAAACGUAAUAUCAUCAGAUAUAGAUUUUUGGAAUGUUUUAUAAAUGUUAGAAGAAAAAAUAGACUUAUAUCCUGAUUAGCUUAAAUCGACCAUUCAUUAUGCAAUAAUAAAUAUAUUCAAUCAAUCCUCAAGUUUGAGCUAUAAUGAAAUAAAGAAAUACAUAUCAUAAUUAAAAAUAGCAACUAAUUAAUAAAUACAGAAUUUUGUUUAAGAGGUAUGUCAAUUGGACUAGAUAUCUAAAAAAUUUACUCUAAAAAAGGAUGUUCCAUAAUAUUUUGAUCCUAUCUUAUUCUAGAAAAAUACAACAAUUUAAGGAUAAUUCUUAGACAGAUUAAUAGAUCAAAGAAAAUCAUAAGAAUUUAUCACUUAUGGAAAUUACAUUCAAUAUAAAGCUGAUGAGAUCAUCAGGUAAAUUAAUCCAAAUGCAAAUUAAAUAUUUUUUGAUAAGUUUCUCCUACUGGCUAAUAAACCAUUUAUUUAAUAGUUGAUUUAUUAAAUAUAAUAGAAUCAUCAAUAACCCAUAUAAACUUAUCAACUACUAAAUUAUUUGAUUAUUAUUUUAUUUAAAUAAUAAAAUAUGAUUGAUUAAGAGGUAUUUGCAUUAAUACAUUCACUUGCUUAAUAAUAAAAUUCUAAUGAUUAAACCUGUGUAACACAUAUGACUCGAUCAAGCACAUUAUAAUCAUAAAAUACUUAAAUAUUGGUUUCAGAUAAAUGCAAGAUGAAAAAUAAAUAUCUUUAGAAAUAGACUAAAUUUAAUCAAUAAUUAGAUUUCAACGUUCAAUUAGAAAUACCAUAAGAAAAAUAUGAUGAAAACGAUUACUGCUAGUCAUGUAAAUUGAUCUUAACCAACAAUGAUAGAUAUACCCCUAUUUUAAUCUAAACAUUUGCAAAAUAAGACCUAUAUGAGACUAUGCCGACUACAUUAUAAAACCUAUUAAAUGACUCGAAAUUAAAUCUGUUUUAUAUAUCUAGUUGCAAGCAUUAGUUUCAUUUUGAAUGCCUAGUAAACUCAUUUUUAAAUAAAUUCAAUAAAGACUUACCAUUAUGGUUAAUAUCUCAUUGUCCUAUUUGCUAAUAAAGUUGCAAUCUUUUAUUUCCAAAUACUUUACUUGAGGUUCAUUUUGAUUAAUUUAUUUAAGAUGCAUCGGCAACUUUAAUUGAGCUAAAUUUAGAUAAAGAAUUAUUAACAAAACAUCAAGGUAAUGAGGAGCUAAUUGUACCCGAAAUGAUUUAUUAGUUACUUAUUAAUAUUUUGAUCUAAAUGUUAGUGUCAAAAGUUGACUUUUAGAGAUCUGGAAAGAUUUAGAUUUUUUAACAACUUUUAAAAAUUCUAAGGUAUAAUUAUAGCAAUGUAAAAUAUCAGUAAAAGAUACUCAAUUUUAAAGAAGGAUAAAUAUUUAUUUUGGAUAUAAUGCUGAUGAUCGAAAAUUAUGUAAUGUAAGUAAUUAGUAAAAAUGAGUUCUAAUAGGGGGUCUAAAAUAUAUUGUUAUCAUUGCCAAUACAAAAUGAUGACAUAGUUAAAAUAUUUUUUAACUUUUUCGAAAUAGAAUUCAAGGAGAAACUCUUUCAUAGUUAAUAAUAUAAAAUAUCAUCAAAAUGUAUUGCAGAUUUUUAUCAAAUUUAAAAUGAAAUAUCAAAUUAAAUAGCCACACUAUUGGGAAAUAAUUUUGAAAUUUUUCGACUUAGAUAUAUCAAGAACUUAUGCAAAAAGUGUGGCUUUUUUAACUUAAACUUUCAAAAUAGUAAAGAUAUUUCUGUUUGUUUACUUUGUUUGAAAACAUAUUGCUUAGGUUCAUGUAAUAACAAUUAAUCUGGCAACUUGAGUUUACAUGCUGAAGAGGAACACAACGGCCAUUCACUCUAUGUUUGUUUGAGUUCUGGCAAAGUUGUGAUAACAUCUUAUCCAAUAUCAUUAGUUAAUUUUUUCACCUUAUAUUAUAAUAACCUAGGUCAAGAAUUAGAAUAAAUAACUGAUGAUGAUCUAGAUUGGGAUAAAUAUAAAUUAGAUAUGGAUAAAGUAGACUAAAUUUCGAAGAUUAUUUUAUUAAAUUAAUAUUAACAUAUUGUGAGAAAUGCAUUACAUGAUUAACAUAGAUAGAAUAUUAGGAGGAAUUUAUGA